Arachis duranensis is the source of this 516-nucleotide messenger RNA. RefSeq lists its product as uncharacterized. The transcript has a single exon. NCBI's taxonomy places the organism in Eukaryota, Viridiplantae, Streptophyta, Magnoliopsida, Fabales, Fabaceae. The record is from RefSeq and is a predicted model, not a curated record. The coding region runs from base 1 to 516 and encodes 171 amino acids.
AUGAUACUCACCGAAGAAUGCAGUGUCAUUAUCCAGCACAAACUACCUCAGAAAUUGAAGGAUCCUGGGAGUUUCCAAAUCCCUUGUAUCAUAGGGGAAAUCACUAUAGAGAAGGCUCUAUGUGAUAUAGGGACAAGCAUAAAUUUGAUGUCCUUAGCAAUGAUGCGAAAGAUGAGGAUUGAGGAGAUCAAACCAACAAGAAUGGCCUUGCAACUAGCAAACUGGUCAUUCAAAUUUCCUCACGGAAUAGUGGAAGACUUGUUGGUGAAGGUAGGAGACUUUAUCUUUCCAGCAGACUUCGUAGUAUUGGACAUAGAGGAAGGAGCUAAGACCUCUAUCAUCUUGGGAAGGCCAUUCUUGGCCACCACCAGAGCCAUCAUUGAUGUCCAAAAGGGUGAGCUUGUCCUUAGGCUACAUGAGGAGAAAGUAAUAUUCAAUGUGUUCAAGGCCAUGAGUUACCCACAAGACUCACUGGGAGAAUGUAUGAGGUUGGACUCAGUGGAUGCUGUGGUGUAA